CUCGAUUAGCUUAGCUUGUUUCAGGUUAACCUCGCGAGCUCUGAGAAAUAGAUCAAACCAAAAACAUCGAUUCUGAUUUUUAUAAUUUGUUAAAAACUUCAUCAAAUGGACCGUCUGGCAUCUUUUUCAAGUGACCCAUUUGAUAAACCUCCAUGCAGAGGCUGCUCCUCCUAUCUGACCGAGCCAUACAUCAAGUGUGCAGAAUGUGGACCUUCAGCUGUUUUGCUGUGUUUGCAGUGUUUUACCAGAGGAUUUGAAUAUAAGAAGCAUCAGAGUGAUCACAAAUAUGAAAUCAUGACGUCAGACUUUCCUGUGCUGGAACCCGGCUGGACGGCGCAGGAGGAGAUGGCACUGCUGGAGGCGGUGAUGGACUGCGGCUUUGGGAACUGGCAGGAUGUGGCAUACCAGAUGCGCACUAAAACCAAAGAGGAGUGCGAGAACCACUACAUGAAGAAUUUCAUCAACAACCCGCUCUUCUCUUCCACCCUGCUCGGUCUGCGGAAAACUAAAGACUCUCAUUUUGCAGACGGAGCGAUUCCUUUUAAACCCUCUGAUGAUCCCCCUCGGCCCACAUUCGACUCUGUUUUGUCUCGAGACAUGGCUGGAUACAUGCCAGCCAGAGCAGACUUCAUGGAGGAGUUUGAUAACUACGCAGAAUGGGAUUUAAAAGACAUCGAUUUUGUGGACGAUGACUCGGAUAUACUGCGGGCACUCAAGCUUGCAGUCGUAGAUAUUUACCACUCAAGAUUAAGAGAGAGGCAAAGAAGGAAAAAGAUCAUCCGGGACCACGGUUUGAUCAACCUCCGCAAAUUCCAGAUGCUGGAGCGAUGCUACCCGAAGGAGGUGCAGGAGCUGUACGACAUCAUGAGAAGAUUCGCCCGAGUCGUCGGACCGACUGAACACGACAAGUUCAUCGAAAGUCACGCGCUGGAGUUUGAGCUGAGGAGAGAGAUCCACAGGCUGCAGGAGUACAGGAAGGCAGGGAUCAAAUCCUUCUGCAGUGCGAAGGUGUACGAGCGUGUGAAGCGUGUGCGCGAGGACGAGCGCAGGAAGAGGACCAUGCUGUGCGACGUGCUGCAGUACAUCCAGGACGGCAAGGCUUGUCAGCAGUGGCUCAGCAAACAGGCUGCCAUCGACGCCGGCGUCACUCCAGCUGUCACAACAAUCACAGUGUCAGCCACAGGCAGGCGGAGCGCCCCGCCCCUCAACCUCACCGGACUUCCUGGAACGGAGAAGCUCAACGAGCGAGAAAAGGAG
Messenger RNA from Austrofundulus limnaeus, 1257 nucleotides. It is a transcript of the gene tada2a, whose product is annotated as transcriptional adaptor 2A. Gene Ontology annotation, cellular component: nucleus; SAGA-type complex. The record is from RefSeq and is a predicted model, not a curated record. Gene Ontology annotation, biological process: regulation of transcription by RNA polymerase II; chromatin remodeling. Gene Ontology annotation, molecular function: transcription coactivator activity; chromatin binding; zinc ion binding. Lineage: Eukaryota; Metazoa; Chordata; Actinopteri; Cyprinodontiformes; Rivulidae.